This is a messenger RNA of Malassezia globosa CBS 7966, 927 nucleotides long. RefSeq lists its product as uncharacterized. Gene Ontology annotation, molecular function: O-acyl-L-carnitine transmembrane transporter activity. Gene Ontology annotation, biological process: carnitine transmembrane transport; mitochondrial transport. Lineage: Eukaryota; Fungi; Basidiomycota; Malasseziomycetes; Malasseziales; Malasseziaceae. The transcript has a single exon. Gene Ontology annotation, cellular component: mitochondrial envelope. The record is from RefSeq and is a predicted model, not a curated record. The coding region runs from base 1 to 927 and encodes 308 amino acids.
AUGGCCGACGACCUAGCAUCGGAGUACAUCGAGCUGCAACCCAAAGCGACAAGCGUUGCUUCAUCUAUCAAGUCAUUUAUUUCUGGUGGCUUCGGUGGAAUCUGUGCCGUGCUGGUAGGCCAUCCAUUUGACCUGAUUAAAACACGUCUGCAGACCGCACCUCCAGGCACAUACUCAGGCUCCAUCGAUGUGACAAUGAAAACGAUUCGUGCCGAUGGAGUCAAGGGUCUAUACCGUGGAAUGGGACCUCCCCUGAUUGGAGUAACACCUAUUUUUGCGUUGUCAUUCUUUUCGUACGACCUGGGAAAAAAAUUGGUUUAUGCUGCAACACCGAACAGGACCAACUCUACCUUGAGCCUGGCUGAACUUUCCGCUGCAGGAUUUUUCAGUGCCAUUCCAACUGUGCUUGUAGCUGGUCCUGCUGAGCGCAUUAAGGUUCUGCUCCAGCUUCAGGGCCAGUCUUCCUCUGGUCCCAAGUAUAACGGCCCGGUUGACGUGGUUCGACAGCUGUACAAGGAAGGUGGCCUUCGCUCUAUAUUCAAGGGAACUGGUGGUACGCUUGCCCGUGAUGGACCAGGAAGUGCUGCUUAUUUUGCUGCUUAUGAGAUUGCCAAGCGUUCUCUUACUCCUGCAGGUUCUGACCCGAAUGACCUCAACAUUGUAACGACCAUCACCGCAGGAGGUCUUGCUGGGAUGGCUAACUGGGCUUUGGCUAUUCCUCCUGAUGUUGUGAAGUCUCGUUACCAGGGUGCACCUGAAGGCACAUAUAAGAGCUUUAUGGACUGUGCCCGCAAAACAGUCAUGGCUGAUGGUGUCGGUGCUCUGUUCAAAGGUUUCGGUCCAGCUAUGGCCCGUGCAUUCCCAGCAAAUGCUGCUGUAUUUGUUGGUGUUGAAAUGUCGCAGUCUGCGCUGGACAUGAUGUUCUAA